GUUUGUGUCAGGCUGCUCGCGGAGGCUGAGGCGGCUGCCCGGCCGAAGCAGCAGCGACGCACCAACAGUCGGCCUCGGGCGCGCGCGGCUGAGGCGAGGGGGGAGAGAAAGAGAGAGCGAGAGAAAGCGAGAAACAGCCGCCCUUCCUCCCCCUUUUCUGGCGGACGAGGAGAGGCGCCUCUCUGGGCAUGAGCGACCCGUAGAGGCAGCGAGGGAGGGAGGGGGAGGGAGGGAGGAGGAGGCGGUUGUUUGGCUGGUCGCUCAGUCAGUCGGUGGGUCUGCACUUCGCCGCCAUGGCGGCGGUGGAGUCGCGGCCGGAGCUGGUGGGGAAGCGCUUCUUGUGCCUGGGCCUCGGCGAGGAGCCGCCGCCGGAGAAGGGCCGCUGGAGGGCCGGCGUCAUCCGCACCGUCUCCCACCGGGACUCCCUCAGCCCCGAGUUAUCGGUGUAUGUGGAAUUUGAUGACCUUGAAUGGGAAAAACGGGAAUGGGUUAAAGUUUAUGAAGAUUUUGCAGCCUUCCUGGUGGAGUACCAGCUGGUCUGGGCAAAGAGAAAAGAUCCUAGCCAGACUCAGGGAUCAAAGAUCAAACAUAUUCAGUGGCCUGCAUUGACUUUCAAACCCUUGGUUGGGAAAAGUGUGUACAAUUCUAUCACUGCAGUUGAAUUUCUAGUGGACAAACAGUUGGAUUUUGUAACUGAAGAUAGUGCCUUUCAGCCCUAUCAGGAUGACAUAGACAGUUUAAACCCAGUUCUCAGGGACAACCCACAACUUCAGGAGGAAGUAAAAAUCUGGGUAAAGGAACAAAAGGUGCAAGAGAUUUUUAUGCAAGGUCCAUAUUCCUUAAACGGCUAUAGAGUGAGAGUAUACAGACAGGAUUCUGCCACCCAGUGGUUCACUGGUAUAAUUACUCAUCAUGAUUUGUUCACUCGCACUAUGAUUGUUAUGAAUGAUCAGGUUUUAGAACCACAAAAUGUUGAUCCCUCUAUGGUUCAGAUGACCUUUCUAGAUGAUGUCGUUCAUUCUUUGUUGAAAGGUGAAAAUAUUGGCAUUACAUCGCGGCGCAGGUCUCGGUCCAACCAGAACAGCAACACAGCUCACGGGCACUAUACCAGAGCGCAAGCAAAUAGCCCAAGGCCAGCAAUGAAUUCCCAGACCACAGCACCAAAACAAAAUUCACAUCAGCAGCAACGGACUGCUCGUCCAAAUAAAAGGAAAGGCUCUGAUAGUAGUAUCCCUGAUGAAGAGAAAACUAGAGAGGAAAAAUACGACUAUAUCGGUCAAGGAGAAAAUCCCAAAAAUAAAAACAAGCUUUUUGUUUCGAAAAGAAGAAAACCUGAAGAUGAUGAAAAGAAAUUAAGUAUGAAGAGACAGCGGAUAGAUAACACCUCAGACUAUUCCGAGAGCAGUGACUCAGAGAAUUCAAACAAAAGAUUGACAGAUUCUUCAUCAGAUCAUAAUUCAGAGAAUGAAUUGAAAAGCAAGAAUAUUUCAAAGAUAAAUGGGAAAGAAGGAAAAUCUCAGAACAGUAGUGUGGUAGAAGAACAAACACUAAUAGACAGCCAGUCUCCCUGGCAUGAAAUGCAGGAAAAUAAAAAGCAUGAAGAAGGAGAAAGGCCAGAGUCAACUGACCUGGAGCUGGAAGAAAUUUCAGUCCAUCACGCUGAACAAUCAACAGUUUAUGAUCGGAGAGGCGAUGAUGAAUGCAGUCAAGAGUGUAAUACAGAAAAACAACAACCCAGGGAACUUUUGCCAAAUGAACAAUUUAUGCCCACCUGUCCUACACCGAAAGGUUGUAUUGAUACAAAUAUGGAGAACAGUUCAACUAAUGAAGCCCAGGAAAAUAUAUCAAAUACUUUUGGAUUGCAAGCAUGUCAGAAAAUGGAACUGCCUGUCAGUGAUACAAAACACCUGUUUACAAAUACAAACUUUUUGGAAGUAAGAAAAUUGGGCACUGAUGAGAACUGGAUUAAUAAUGUCAGUAAAAUGGAUUUGAUACACCCAAAAGUUGUGAAAAAUGUGUCAGCAAGUGAACAUGUUUCUUCUGAAAAUGUUCACUAUGGUUCUGUGUCAUCUUUAUCUGUAAUAGCUGUAGCAGAAGAGGGCAGAGUGCGGAAACAAAGUCCGGUCCCUGAUACGAUUAAGUCAAAACCUAGUUCACUGGCCGAAAACCCCAAAAUGAAGUCUAAUUCUUCACCUGAGGUUAAAUAUAAACAUGCCCAGUCUCCUGAUACUGUGAAGUCAAAGGUUAAUUACCUGAACAGCCAUGUUACUGGAGUAACAAGGUCAGCAAUUAAAACUGAGCAUGAUUUGCCUAGGUCUAGCUUCCAUCCAGUUCCAGCUAGAGUUAGUUCAUUAGAAACUACUAAAAGUCCUCUUAUCAUUGACAAGAAUGAACAUUUCACAGUUUACCGAGAUCCCGCUCUUAUUGGACAAGAACCGGGAACUAACCAUAUAUCGCCAUAUUUACAUCAUCAUAACUACCCCCCUCAUUCCACUUCCCACAGAACUUGUUUAAAUCCAAACCCUCACCAUUCUGCCCUAACUGGUGCACCCCAUCUAUUAGCUGGAUCGUCAAACCAACCCCCUUUGUCUGCUAUUAAUACGCAUUCUCUGAGUAGUGCAUCUCACCAUUCUGUUCAUCACCCACAUCUGCUUCCUGCAGUGUUACCUGGAGUGCCUACAGCCUCUUUAUUGGGAGGCCAUCCACGACUAGAGACUGCUCAUGCUAGCAGCUUAAGCCAUUUGGCAUUAGCACACCAGCAGCAACAACAGAUGUUACAGCAUCAGUCACCACAACUUCUUGGGCAAGCCCAUCCUUCUGCUUCAUAUAAUCACCUGGGACUUUAUCCAAUUAUUUGGCAGUACCCAAAUGGAGCACAUGCUUACUCAGGACUUGGAAUACCUUCAUCUAAAUGGGUCCAUUCUGAAGCUUCUGUUAAUACUGAGACUCCUCUGAGAAGGAAUACUCCUAGUCCGUGGUUACAUCAACCCACCCCUGUGACCUCAGCUGACAGUCUUGGGUUACUGAGUCACCUACCUGUAAGACCAUCCAGUGCAGAGCCUCAUCGACCAGUCAAAUUGACAACACAUUCUAGUCCUCCAUUGUCAAAAGGCAUUGUGGAUCAUCAUCGUAAAGAAGAGCUGGAAAGAAAAGGGAUUUUCGAACCUUUACGUUCUGUUGCGGCUGCUACAGCAAAGUCUGAUUUAGAGCAUAACAAAACACAGGCUGUGAAAGAAGGCCAUUUGCAAAGACAUUUCAUAGACCCAUUGCAAAGAUCACUUCAAGAGACUGGAGAGAGACUAAGCAAGUAUAAAGAAGAACACAGGCGAAUACUUCAAGAAAGUAUUGAGGUUGCUCCUUUUACAGCUAAAAUCAAGGCACUUGAGGGGGAAAGGGAGACUUAUUCCAGAAUCAUGCCAUUAUCUUCUAGCCCUAAAAGCCAUGGAGCAAAACAUGACAAAGAUUCAGAACUCUAUAAGAUGAAGCACUCAGUGCCACAGAGCUUGCCUCAAAGUAACUACUUUACCACCCUUUCUAACAGUGUAGUGAAUGAACCACCGCGAACAUACUCAUCCAAAGAAGUUUCAGGUGUAUGUGCUGAUAAACAGAGUAUUUGCCCUUCAACAGCUGCUUCUCAGUCUCUUACGUCUUUCACUUCAUCUCUUUCAAAACCACCACCAUUGAUUAAACAUCAGCCGGAAGCCGAAAGCUCAAUAGGCAAGAUAACUGAUCAACUUUCACAGCAGGUAACUUCUCAUUCAGUUAGUGCUUUUAGAAAUGACUCCAGAAGUCCUACACAGUUGUCAAUUUCAUCCUCAAGUGCACUCCGAACAAUGCCUGCUUUACACAGAGCACCAGUAUUUCACCCUCCAGUCCAUCAUAGCUUGGAGAGAAAGGAAGGAAGUUACAAUAGUCUUUCUCCUCCAACCCUCACCCCAGUGCAGCCAGUGAAUGCCGGCAGCAAAAUUCAUGAAUUACAAAAGCCUCCAACUUUGUUACCUGAGCCAAAAGAAGCACAAAAUGUUUACAAGAACACUAUGGAGCAAAAAAUUUCGGAAAUGUGGAAGAGUAAUAAUGUUCCAAAUCAUGAUAAAAUGGAAUGGCAUAUUGAUCGAAGUAGUGGGAAAUCGUCAUCGGCCACUGCUUCUGUCAUUGUGCGUCCACCUUCAAGUACGAAGUAUGAUACUGUAUCUGUAGUGUACUCAACUCCCAAAGAACGAGUCACUGAGAGAGCAUUGACAGGGACAAACCAGACAGAUGGCCUGAAACCAGCGGAAGUCAGAGAGACUGAACGCAUCGUUCUUCCGAAUGUGAACUCGGACACAAUUCAUGCCCAGUAUGAGAACAACUUUCCAGCUGCUUCCCAGGGCAGCGUUCCCAGUUCGGUCACGCCUACUACAACUAUGCUGUGCAGUACCAAAACGGAUGUAACCACAUCUGUGGCUUCUACUAGCAUUCCAACCAUGGGCAGUUCAGAAGUGAAUUACUGUUUAUCCAAUGCAGCAGUAGUCUGCUCUUCAGUAGAGAGUACUGCUUCUAGAGCCAUAAACCAGGAAGUAGCACACAUACAAGAAUGUGGUGUCAGCACCACGGCUCCAGUUACACUACCCUGCAGCAAAAUGGAAAGUAUUCUUCAAGCCAGUUCGGUCUUCUCUGCAACAUCUGAUUUUAUUCACUUGAAAAAACACAAAGCAGCACUGGCUGCAGCUCAGUUUAAAAAUAUCAGUGCCAGUGAUAUAGAGUCUAAUGCUGUGAAAAAUCCAAUAUAUUCAGCCUCUGCUUCCCUAGACAGUACUGUCAUCUCUAGUACAAUAAACAAAGUGAAUAUUGUAGGCAAUGGGCAAGUUUCCCAGACGAGCCAAGCAAACUACCACACAAAACUGAAAAAAGCUUGGCUCACAAGACAUUCAGAAGAAGAUAAAAACAGUAAUAAAAAAGAGAAUUCCGGGAACAGUGUAUCAGAAAUUAUCAAGCCAUGUAGUGUUAACUUAAUAGUUUCAACAUCAAAUGAUUUGCAAAAUAACAUGGAUAGUAAAAUCCUUGGGGAAAAGCUUGUGAAGGAGGAAAAACACACACGGAGAAAAACAAAAAGGACUUACGAAUCUGGCUCUGACAGUGGAGAUUCUGAUGAAAGUGAGAGCAAAUCAGAGCAAAGGACGAAACGGCAGCCAAAGCCAACUUACAAAAAGAAACAAAAUGAUUUGCAAAAGAAAAAGGGAGACACAGAAGAAGAAGUCAAACCAAAUGGUGUUCUCAGCAGGAGUGCCAAAGAAAAAAGCAAACUGAAGUUGCAAAGUGGCAGUGUUAAUACUGGCAUACCUCGUUCAGUGUUGAAGGACUGGCGCAAAGUAAAGAAGCUGAAGCAAACUGGAGAAUCCUUUUUGCAAGAUGACUCAUGCUAUGAAAUAGGACCCAACCUACAAAAAUGCAGAGAAUGCCGCCUGGUCAGAAGUAAGAAAGGUGAAGAAGCAGCUCACUCACCAGUGUUCUGUAGAUUCUAUUACUUUCGCCGGCUUUCUUUUAGUAAAAAUGGAGUGGUUAGGAUUGAUGGUUUUUCCUCUCCUGAUCAGUAUGAUGAUGAAGCGAUGAGUUUAUGGACGCAUGAAAAUUAUGAUGAUGAUGAAUUGGACCUGGAAACUUGUAAAUAUAUCUUAGAACAUAUAGGUGACAAAUUUUGUGAAUUAGUGACAUCUGAGAAAACAGCCAUGUCUUGGGUCAAAAAAGAUGCCAAAAUUGCUUGGAAGAGAGCAGUCAGAGGAGUCCGUGAAAUGUGUGAUGCCUGUGAAGCCACCCUGUUUAACAUUCACUGGGUUUGCCAAAAAUGUGGAUUUGUGGUCUGCUUAGAUUGCUACAAAGCUAAAGAACGGAAGAGCUCUAGAGAUAAAGAACUAUAUGCUUGGAUGAAAUGUGUGAAAGGACAACCCCAUGAUCACAAACAUUUAAUGCCAACUCAGAUUAUUCCUGGAUCUGUUUUAAUGGAACUUCUUGAAGCAAUGCACACUUUUAGAGAGAAACAUGAAAUUAAAUUCCAUUGCCAGUGUACCAGCAAACAGAAUUUACACGUUGGAAAGUUGCCUUCAAUAAAUGGUGUGUCUCAGAUUUUACAGAAUGUUCUUAAUCACAGUAAUAAAAUUUCUCUGUGCAUAACUGAGUCACAACAGCAGAAAGUAUCUCAAAAAACUGAGACAAAUGGUAACACAAGUCCUGGCAGUGAUAUAAGCACAGAUGGCAAGUUAACUCCACCAGAAUCGCAGUCACCACUGCAUUGGUUGGCAGAUCUAGCAGAGCAAAAAGCUAGAGAAGAAAAAAAAGAAAACAAAGAUUGUCCUCUUGGAAAACAUGCAAAGGAAGAGCAGGACCAAGACAGUUCAGAAUCUCUUAACUACAAGAUGUCAACACCUUUGUCUCAAAACAACGAGCAGGGCUCAACUCUACGAGACUUGCUGACUACUACUGCUGGCAAACUGCGUCUUGGCUCUACAGAUGCUGGCAUUGCCUUUGCUCCAGUGUAUUCAACAGGAACUGCAAGUAGCAAAGGCGGAAGGACUAUGCCAAACAUCCUUGAUGACAUCAUUGCUUCAGUUGUGGAAAACAAGAUCCCACCGAAUCGAACGCCAAAGAUAACUGCAAAAUCUGAAGUAAAGGAUGAACCAAAGGAUGAAAAAAUUUUUAUCAUGGAUGAUUCCAGCACAUUGUUUAUUGAUGUUCCACAUGUUUGGAUAUGUGAUAAACAUGUUUUAUGGCUGAGUGAUCAUAAAAACUGUAACAACUGGAAACUUUUCAAAGAUUGUUGGAAGCAAGGAAAGCCUGCAUUGGUGUCUGGGCUGCACAAGAAACUGAAUGCCACCUUGUGGAAGGCAGAUAUCAUUAGUUCGGAUUUUGGUGAUCUCAAGGCUGAUCUCUUGAACUGCAAAGACAGCAUUACUUCAAGCGGCAGUGUCAAGGAAUUUUGGGACGGCUUUGAAGAUGUUUCAACACAUUCACUGAUCUGUGUGUUUGCAGAGCGGCAAAAAAUAAAAAACGGAGAAACUGUUGUACUUAAAUUGAAAGACUUACCUUCAGGUGAAGACUUCAAAACCAUGAUGCCAGCAAGAUAUGAAGAUUUAUUAAAAAGUUUACCACUGCCUGAAUAUUGUAACCCCGAAGGAAAGCUCAAUUUGGCUUCAUGUAUGCCAGGUUUUUUUGUGCGUCCAGAUCUAGGACCCAGAUUAUGCAGUGCAUAUGGUGUAAUUGCUGCUAAAGACCAUGAUAUAGGAACUACAAAUCUUCAUAUCGAAGUAUCUGAUGUGGUGAACAUCCUUGUCAAUGUUAGCAUAGCAAAAGGAAGUGGAGUCCCUUCAAAAUCAGGGGUGCUAAAGAAGUUUGAAGAAGAAGAUUUGGAUGAUUUUUUAAGAAAAAGACUGAAGGAUUCAAGUGAAUUACCUGGUGCUCUGUGGCAUAUUUAUGCCAGUAAGGAUACUGACAAGAUAAGAGAAUUUCUGCAAAAGGUAGGAAAAGAACAAGGUUUAGAUGUUCUACCAGAACAUGAUCCAAUCCGUGAUCAGAGUUGGUAUGUAAACAAAAAACUACGUCAAAGGCUGUUUGAAGAAUAUGGAGUAAAAACCUGCACUCUUAUCCAGUUCCUUGGUGAUGCUAUUAUUUUACCAGCAGGAGCACUUCACCAGGUGCAGAAUUUUCAUAGCUGCAUUCAAGUAACAGAAGACUUUGUGUCUCCAGAACACCUUGUACAAUCAUUCCACUUAACACAAGAACUGAGGCUCUCAAAGGAAGAAAUCAAUUAUGAUGAUAAGCUGCAGAUUAAAAAUAUCUUAUAUCAUGCAGUUAAGGAAAUAGUGAGAGCUUUGAAGAUUCACGAACAUGAAGCAGAAGAUGUGGAAGAAAAUUGAGUGUGUGCUUAUUAUUCUCUCCUGUUUGCGUCUGAAGGAUUUAUCUGGUUCUUUAUCAUAUUUUUUUCUUUAUGAUAAAGAAUCUGCUCACUAAUUUAAGCUGCACGAACCAUCAGUGCCAAGAAAAUAUGUUUAUUGUAUUUACUUGCUACUGAUAUGGCAACAAAAUAACGUCUCAUCACAGCUAUUGUGAUUUUAACUUGUGAGGUUUUUUUUUUAGAAAUUGAAAACUCUAAGCAGCACACUGCUAUUAUGUAUUAUAGUGUAAAUGAAAUUUUCAAAAUGUCAAAAUUUUAAGAUGUAUUUAUUUUUGGAAAACACAGAAUUCUAUGCUCUAUUGUUGAUCAAAUGUAAAUGUGAUUUGUACAGUUUGGUUAAAAUAACUUGGAUAUUUUUCACUACAUUGAGACAGUUACUGUGAGAGUAGGACACAAACACCAGCUAUUGCCUGAAUUGGGAUAUUGCUGAAUCCGCACAGCAGUCAUGUCAUGAUCUGAAAAUUUACUGCCAAAUACUGUAAACUUUGUACAAUAUAAAGUAUAUAAAAUAGAUAUUACAGACACUUCAGUAUUUUAUUGAAGCGAUUCAGUGUACAAAUAAACAUUUUCAAAAUGGUGUAAUUUAUUUAAAAAUGUCAUUUUGGUAAAAAUUUGUGAACUUUUAAAGCUAAAUAUUAAACUUAAUAUGCUAUGUAAAUAUAUACAUAUAUACAUUCAAUGAUGUAUUUUUUUAAACAUUGGCUUGCUUUAAUUUGUUAAAAGUGCAAGUGUUAAACAUGCUUUGUACAUUGAAAGUUGAAAGGGGUUUUACAUUUUCCAUUAAAAGGACUUUAUCAAAUGUUGUCUCAUUGUGUGUGUUUUUCAUGUUUUGUGGCACAUUUGUUAAAGAUGCCCAUGUCUGAGUCUAUUCAUUCAUUCACAGUGGUUGCAGCUAUGUCUCUGUAAUGUUUAUUAUUGUAAAAGGCAAGAUUGUUGUGUGUUGCAUUAGUGUGGCUCUUUCUGCCCUCCAGGUUUCAUAUGAAUGCUCACAUGUGCUAGAACACAUUUCAACUGGCUGAGCCAAAGAAAGUUUAUUUAAUGAAGAAUAAAAAGAAGUUAAAUCCUU
Anolis carolinensis (green anole) is the source of this 8990-nucleotide messenger RNA. RefSeq names its product jumonji domain containing 1C (gene jmjd1c). The transcript has 26 exons. Gene Ontology annotation, biological process: regulation of transcription by RNA polymerase II. The record is from RefSeq and is a predicted model, not a curated record. NCBI's taxonomy places the organism in Eukaryota, Metazoa, Chordata, Lepidosauria, Squamata, Anolidae. The coding region runs from base 294 to 7886 and encodes 2530 amino acids. Gene Ontology annotation, molecular function: transcription coregulator activity; chromatin DNA binding; histone H3K9 demethylase activity. Gene Ontology annotation, cellular component: chromatin; histone deacetylase complex.